UCAGGCGGGUGCGUGGCGGCGCGGGGGAGGCGGCGCCCCUCCACUCCUCCCUCCUCUCCCUCCCGGCCCCGCGCUGACAGGGGGGCCUGGCCGCGCCGCCGGAUUCUGACAUUUCAUGACAUGUCAUCUUCUAGAGCAGUCAUGAACAUUGACCUGCUUCGGAUUAGUUGAUGACCUUUGGAAAUGAUCCAAUAAUAUCUACCACAGAGAAGCUGAAUAGACUUCAUUUGGAGUGAAAAGCUCAGGUUGUUACUGAAUUUUUCAAGAUGACAGAUCCAAUGAUGGACUUUUUUGAUGAUGCCAAUCUUUUUAGUGAGACUUUAGAAGGUUUGUCAGAUGAUGCAUUUGUACAACCAGGACCUGUUUCACUAGUUGAUGAAUUGAACUUGGGUGCAGAAUUUGAACCUUUGCACAUAGACUCAUUGAAUCAUGUUCAAGGUACUCCAACUCAUCAGAAGAUGACUGAUUAUGAACAGUUAAAUCAGUUUGACUCAAUGAAAUUUCAUCAUGUUAAUCAGUCUUUUGGUAGCCCAGCUGAACAUGUGUUAUCUCCACACUCUCAGUUUAAUUGUUCUCCGAUCCACCCCCAAAACCAGCCCAAUGGUUUGUUUCCAGAUGUCACAGAUGGCAGUCCAAUGUGGGGCCAUCAGACAGCUACUGGCAUUUCAAAUCAAAACGGAUCUCCUUUUCACCAACAAGGACAUUCUCACUCUAUGCAUCAGAAUAAAAGCUUUGUGGCACACCAUGACUUUGCCUUAUUUCAGGCCAAUGAACAACACUCACAAUGUACUUCACUGCGCUCACAGCAAAACAGAAAUAAUCUUAACCCAGGGCAAAAUUCUCUUAGCCAGUCUAAAAAUUUUAUGGAUAUUAAUGUUUCUGGUCCACACAGAGUCAGUGUUAACCACCCACCACAAAUAACUAAUGUACCUACUUCACAACAGUCUCUUUCGAUGCAACAAUUUUCUCAAACAUCAAAUCCUUCAGUACACUUUCUCAAGUGUAGCAAUCGGCAAGAAGGAAAUUUUAAUGGACCGUCUCCAAAUAUGACUUCUUGUUCUGUCAGUAAUUCACAGCAGUUUUCUUCACAUUACUCCUUUUCCAGUAAUCAUGUGUCUCCAAACAGCCUUCUUCAGUCCUCUGCAGUCCUAGCCCCUACGCAUGCAAAUCAGACUUUAUCUGACUUUGCUGGAAGUAAUUCCUUUUCGCCUCAUAGGGGAAUCAAGCAAGAAUCUACUCAGCAUAUGCUAAAUCCCAAUACAUCGCUGAAUUCAAACAAUUUCCAAAUGAUGCAUUCAUCACAUCCUCAGGGUAAUUAUAGCAAUUCAAAAUUAUCUCCUGUGCACAUGAACUUCCCGGGUCCUGUUGACUCAGGAACUCAAAUGGGCCAUUUCAACGAUCAUGUAGAAACUAAUGGCUUUUCAUCUUUAGAAGAGAAUUUACUUCAUCAAGUGGAGUCUCAAACUGAGCCAUUCACCGGACUUGACCCAGAAGACCUCCUUCAGGAGGGUCUCCUUCCCCAAUUUGAUGAGUCAACAUUUGGGCAGGAAAAUUCAAGUCAUGUUUUAGAUCAUGACCUUGAUCGGCACUUUACUUCACAUCUUGUAGCACGGCCUUCUGAUAUGGCUCAAGCUCAGUUGCAUAGUCAGGCUCGGAGUUGGCAUUCAUCACUUUCGAAUCAUCAGCAUUUGCAUGACAGAAAUCGCCUAUGUUUACAGCGACAGCCUCCAUCUUCCAAGAAGAAUGAUGGUUCUGGGACAUAUACUAAGUUGCAGAAUACCCAGGUGAGGAUCAUAUCUGAGAAGAAGCAGAGAAAAAAAGUGGAAUCAGAAAGCAAGCAAGAAAAGGCUAAUCGUAUAAUAUCAGAGGCCAUAGCGAAAGCAAAGGAGCGUGGGGAGCGCAAUAUUCCACGAGUAAUGAGCCCUGAAAACUUCCCUAGUGCUUCAGUUGAAGGAAAAGAGGAAAAGAAAGGUAGAAGGAUGAAAUCCAAGCCAAAGGACAAAGAGAGCAAGAAAACAAAAACUUGUUCUAAGUUAAAAGAGAAGACAAAAAUUAGCAAACUCAUUAUUACAUUGGGUAAGAAACAAAAAAGAAAGACCGAAUCUUCAGAUGACAUAUCUGAUGUGGAGCAGAUGGCACAGCAUACUUGCAAAGAGGAAGACUCUCAAAAAAGAAGAUCAAAUCGACAAAUUAAAAGGAAAAAAUAUGCAGAAGAUGGAGAGGGGAAGCAAUCUGAAGAAGAGGUUAAAGGCUCUUUGAAAAUAAAAAAGAAUUCAGCUCCUUUACCUGGUGAACAGCCUUUACAAUUAUUUGUGGAGAAUCCAAGUGAAGAAGAUGCUGCAAUUGUGGACAAAAUAUUAUCUUCUAGAGUUGGAAAAAAGGAAAUAUCACCUGGAGUGAUGAUUGAUACAGAAGAAUUUUUUGUAAAAUACAAAAAUUACUCCUAUCUUCACUGUGAGUGGGCCACGGAACAACAGCUUUUGAAAGAUAAAAGGAUUCAGCAGAAAAUCAAACGAUUCAAAUUGAGACAAGCACAAAGAGCACAUUUUUUUUCAGACAUGGAAGAAGAACCAUUUAACCCAGACUAUGUUGAAGUAGACAGAGUGUUAGAAGUCUCUUUUUGUGAAGAUAAAGAUACUGGUGAGCCUGUUAUUUACUAUUUAGUAAAGUGGUGCUCAUUACCAUAUGAAGAUAGUACCUGGGAACUAAAAGAAGAUGUAGAUCUUGCAAAAAUAGAAGAGUUUGAACAACUGCAAGCUUUAAGACCUGACACAAGACAUUUGGAUCGUCCUCCCUCUAAUAUUUGGAAAAAAAUAGAUCAAUCCAGGGACUAUAAAAAUGGCAAUCAACUCAGGGAAUAUCAACUGGAAGGACUCAACUGGCUCUUGUUCAAUUGGUACAAUAGACGAAACUGCAUUUUAGCAGAUGAAAUGGGUCUUGGCAAAACCAUUCAAUCAAUUACAUUCCUCUACGAAAUCCUUCUGACUGGUAUAAGAGGACCUUUCCUGAUUAUUGCUCCACUAUCUACUAUUGCAAACUGGGAGAGAGAGUUUCGUACGUGGACUGAUAUUAAUGUUGUGGUUUAUCAUGGGAGCCUGAUUAGCAGACAGAUGAUACAGCAAUAUGAGAUGUACUUCAGGGACUCACAGGGGCGUAUCAUUCGAGGAGCUUACAGAUUCCAAGCCAUCAUCACCACUUUCGAAAUGAUUCUUGGAGGCUGCGGAGAGCUUAAUGCAAUUGAAUGGCGAUGUGUGAUUAUUGAUGAAGCACAUAGGUUAAAAAAUAAAAAUUGUAAACUUCUAGAAGGUCUGAAACUCAUGAAUCUGGAACACAAGGUGCUUUUGACUGGCACCCCUCUCCAAAAUACAGUUGAAGAACUAUUCAGUCUUCUUCACUUUCUAGAACCCUUAAGGUUUCCUUCUGAAUCAACAUUUAUGCAAGAAUUUGGGGAUCUAAAAACAGAGGAACAGGUGCAGAAGCUUCAGGCCAUCCUGAAACCAAUGAUGCUGAGACGAUUAAAAGAAGAUGUGGAAAAGAAGUUGGCCCCUAAGGAAGAAACCAUCAUUGAAGUAGAACUUACCAACAUUCAAAAGAAAUACUACCGGGCUAUUUUGGAGAAGAACUUUUCAUUUCUAUCGAAAGGAGCAGGGCAGACUAAUGUACCAAACUUGGUCAAUACCAUGAUGGAGCUCAGGAAGUGCUGUAAUCAUCCUUACCUCAUCAAAGGUGCUGAGGAGAAAAUACUUGGAGAAUUUAGGGAUACCUAUAAUCCAGCUGCUUCUGAUUUUCAUCUUCAAGCGAUGAUCCAGUCUGCUGGUAAAUUGGUCCUAAUUGAUAAAUUGCUUCCCAAAAUGAAAGCGGGAGGGCACAAAGUGCUCAUCUUCUCUCAGAUGGUGCGCUGCCUUGACAUCUUGGAGGACUACCUGAUCCAUAAAAGAUAUUUAUAUGAGCGAAUUGAUGGAAGAGUCAGAGGGAAUCUCCGACAAGCUGCUAUAGAUCGCUUUAGUAAACCUGAUUCAGAUCGAUUUGUUUUUCUUCUGUGCACCCGAGCUGGUGGGUUGGGCAUCAACUUAACUGCAGCUGACACAUGUAUAAUUUUUGAUUCUGAUUGGAAUCCUCAGAAUGACCUUCAGAUUCAACAGCUUUCCAAAAAGGAAAUAGAAGAUCUGCUUCGAAGAGGUGCUUAUGGCGCUAUUAUGGAAGAGGAAGAUGAAGGUUCUAAAUUCUGUGAAGAGGAUAUUGAUCAGAUUUUACUACGUCGCACAAAAACUAUUACAAUUGAGUCAGAAGGUCGUGGGUCGACAUUUGCUAAGGCGAGUUUUGUAGCAUCUGGAAACCGGACAGAUAUUUCCUUAGAUGAUCCUAACUUCUGGCAAAAAUGGGCUAAAAAGGCAGAAAUAGAUAUUGAUGCCAUCAGUGGCAGAAACAGUUUGGUUAUUGACACGCCAAGAAUUAGGAAGCAAACGAGACCCUUUAGUGCCACAAAAGAUGAAUUGGCUGAAUUAUCUGAAGCCGAAAGUGAAGGAGAAGAAAAGCCCAAACUCCGGAGACCCUGUGACCGUUCCAAUGGCUAUGGAAGAACCGAGUGCUUCAGAGUGGAGAAAAAUCUGCUGGUUUAUGGAUGGGGCCGAUGGAGAGAGAUUCUAUCACAUGGUCGUUUUAAAAGGCAGCUAAAUGAACAUGAUGUGGAAAUAAUUUGCCGAGCCCUCUUAGCAUAUUGCCUUAUUCAUUACCGGGGAGAUGAGAAAAUUAAAGGCUUCAUAUGGGAUCUCAUUACUCCAACUGAAGAUGGGCAGACACGAGAGCUACAAAAUCAUCUUGGCCUAUCAGCCCCAGUACCCAGGGGCCGAAAAGGGAAGAAAGUAAAGACCCAGACCAGCUCAUUUGAUAUCCAGAAAGCAGAAUGGCUUCGGAAAUAUAAUCCUGAGCAGCUACUUCAAGAUGAAGGCUACAAAAAACAUAUAAAACACCACUGUAAUAAGGUUUUGCUUCGUGUAAGAAUGCUGUAUUAUCUGAAGCAAGAAGUCAUUGGAAGUGAAUGUCAGAAAGUAUUUGAUGGAGUUGAUGCAAGCGACAUUGAUGUUUGGGUCCCAGAACCAGACCACUCAGAAGUCCCUGCUGAAUGGUGGGAUUUUGAUGCCGAUAAGUCACUCCUCAUUGGGGUUUUUAAGCAUGGUUAUGAGAAAUAUAACACUAUCCGAGCAGACCCAGCACUGUGCUUCCUGGAAAGAGUGGGGAAACCUGAUGAGAAAGCAGUUGCUGCGGAACAGAGGGCGAAUGAUUAUAUGGACGGGGAUAUAGAAGACCCAGAAUACAAACCUGCCCCAGCUCUCUUUAAAGAUGAUAUAGAGGAUGAUGUUUCCUCGCCAGGAGAUCUUGUUAUAGCAGAUGGAGAUGGUCAGCUGAUGGAAGGUGAUAAAGUGUAUUGGCCAACUCAGUCAGCUUUAACCACACGCUUGAGGCGCCUCAUCACUGCAUAUCAGCGUACCAAUAAAAACAGACAAGUCCAGCAGAUACAACCUACUUUCUCAGUGCCUGCCAGUGUAAUGCAGCCUCUUUAUGAAGAAGCCACUCUUAAUCCUAAAAUGGCAGCCAAGAUAGAAAGACAGCAGAGAUGGACAAGAAGAGAAGAAGCUGACUUCUACCGAGUUGUGUCUACAUUUGGAGUGGUAUUUGAUCCUGACCGAGGCCAGUUUGAUUGGACAAAAUUCAGAGCUAUGGCUAGACUCCAUAAGAAAACUGAUGAUAGCUUGGAGAAAUAUUUGUAUGCAUUCAUGUCUAUGUGUCGGAGGGUUUGCCGUCUUCCUUCCAAAGAGGAAUUUGUGGAUCCAAAUAUUUUUAUUCAGCCUAUCACAGAAGAGCGUGCUUCUAGGACUUUGUAUCGCAUUGAACUUCUAAGGAAAGUAAGGGAACAGGCCCUCCGACAUCCACAGUUGUUUGAACGAUUGAAGCUUUGCCAUCCAAACCCAGACUUACCAGUCUGGUGGGAAUGUGGCCCUCAUGAUAGGGACUUGCUUAUUGGAGCUGCUAAACAUGGGGUGAGCCGCACAGACUAUCACAUUCUUCGUGAUCCGGAACUCUCAUUUAUGGCAGCUCAGAGGAACUACAGUCAAAGUAAGAUGGCUCAUUCAAGGACUUCUACCCCUCUUUUACAGCAAUAUCAAGUAGCACUUUCUGCUUCUCCUCUUACCUCUCUACCUAGGCUCCUAGAUGCUAAAGGGAUUGUUCUAGAGGAUGUGAAAGUUAAAAGUGAAAACCUUAAAGAGGAGCCUCAGUCUUCUGAAGAAGAAUCGAUGUCUUCUGAGGAGACCAGGACACUAAUAAAGUCUGAGCCUGUAAGUCCAAAGAAUGGCGUCUUACCACAGGCCACUGGAGACCCGAAACCUGGUGGGAAAGGCGAAGCAGACAGACGCAUGGUUGCAGCCAGAACAGAACCCCUAACUCCAAACCCGGCUUCUAAGAAACAGCGCGUCCGCAAAAGGGGAUCAGAGUCUAGUUCGGAUUCGGACUCUGAUUCUGCGCGGUCAUCCUGUUCCUCCAGGUCCUCGUCUUCCUCGUCCUCCUCCUCCUCUUGUUCCCACUCGCGAUCAGGCUCUAGUUCUUCGUCGUCCUCCUCCUGUUCUUCAGCCUCGUCCUCCUCCUCGUCCUCCUCCUCGUCCUCCUCCUCGUCCUCCUCCUCUUCAUCAGAAGAAAGUGACAGUGAAGAAGAGGAGGCCCAGAAGCGAGAAGGUACCCCUCACAUGAAAGCCUACGAUGAAGAAAGUGUCGCGUCACUGAGCACCACCCAGGACGAGACUCAGGAUAGUUUCCAGAUGAACAAUGGAACUCUGGAUUCUGCUUACCUACUGCAAGGUGGAUACAUGCUGGCAGCUUCCUAUUGGCCAAAGGAUCGUGUGAUGAUUAACCGAUUGGACAGUAUUUGUCAAACAGUUCUGAAAGGAAAGUGGCCUUCAGCCAGAAGGAGUUAUGAUGCCAACACAGUGGCUUCUUUCUAUACCACCAAGCUGCUGGACAGCCCUGGCGCAGCUACAGAUCAUAGCGAGCCCAGCGUGCCCACUCCUCCAGGUGCCACCGGUGUUAAAGAAGAGCAUGACCAGUCAGCACAGAUGUCAAAGGUGAAGAAGCAUGUACGAGAAAAGGAGUUUACAGUGAAAAUCAAAGACGAAGGUGGUUUGAAGUUGACAUUUCAGAAGCAAGGGCUUGCUCAGAAGAGACCGUUUGACAGCGAAGACUGUGCCCUGGGACAGCAGCAGUACCUCACCCGCCUUCGGGAGCUUCAGGGUGCGUCCGAGACCAGCCUCGCCAGUUUCCCCAAGGCUGUGCCAGGAUCAGGUACUUCCAUUCAAUCAACUCUUGGUGCCAAUGGAGUUAUAUUAGACAACCAGCCCAUAGUAAAAAAAAGGCGGGGAAGGAGGAAGAAUGUAGAAGGUGUUGACAUCCUCUUUUUUAACAGAAAUAAACCACCUAAUCAUGUUACCUUGGGCUUAACCACCUCACAGAUUUCCACAGGGAUCAAUCCAGCACUGUCCUACCCUCAAUCUCAAGGAAUUCCUGAUACAGAAAGUCCAGUUCCAGUUAUUCAUCUUAAAGAUGGGACAAGACUUGCAGGCGACGAUGCACCAAAGAGAAAGGAUUUGGAAAAAUGGCUUAAGGAGCAUCCAGGCUAUGUGGAAGAUUUAGGAGCUUUUAUUCCUAGAAUGCAGCUCCAUGAAGGGAGGCCCAAACAAAAAAGGCAUCGUUGCAGAAACCCCAAUAAGCUAGAUGUUAACAGUCUCACUGGAGAAGAGCGUGUUCAGUUGAUUAAUAGAAGAAAUGCCAGAAAGGUUGGAGGUGCUUUUGCUCCCCCUUUGAAAGAUUUAUGUAGAUUCUUAAAAGAAAAUUCAGAAUACGGAGUUGCUCCUGAAUGGGGAGAUGUUGUGAAGCAGUCUGGAUUCCUUCCAGAAAGUAUGUAUGAACGUAUUCUCACUGGUCCUGUUGUUAGAGAGGAAGUAAGCAGGCGAGGGAGACGGCCUAAAAGUGGCAUUGCGAAGGCCACAGCAGCAGGAGCGGCUGCAACUGCCAGCAGUGUUUCAGGCAGUCCUCUGCUAGCCAAUGGAUUACUUCCAGGUAUGGAUCUCACAACUCUUCAGGCCUUACAACAAAACCUACAAAACUUGCAGUCACUGCAAGUAACCGCAGGGUUGAUGGGAAUGCCUGCCGGCCUUUCUUCUGGAGGAGAAGCGAAAAACAUGGCUGCCAUGUUCCCCAUGCUGCUGUCAGGAAUGGCUGGAUUACCAAAUCUGUUGGGCAUGGGAGGAGUCCUGACAAAGCCUGCAGAAUCUGGAACAGAGAAAAAGGGAAAUGACUCGAAGGAACUGGAAGGAAAAAAAGAAAGGACAGAGAGCCAAAAUUCAGAGAAUGGUGGAGAAAACUCUGUGUCAAGUUCUCCUUCAACAUCCUCUACUGCUGCAUUAAGUACAGCUGCAGCUGCCAACUCGUUAGCUCUUAACCCACUGUUACUAUCUAAUAUCAUUUAUCCAGGGAUGCUUCUCACUCCAGGCCUUAAUCUUCAUAUUCCAACUUUGUCCCAGUCCAAUACUUUUGAUGUACAGAAAAACAAAAACAGGGACUUAGGCUCAUCUAAGGCUGUAGAGGUAAAGGAAGAAGAUUCCAGAGUCAGAGAUCAGGAAGACAAAGGGGGGACUGAACCAAGUCCCCUCAAUGAAAACAGCACAGAUGAGGGUUCAGAGAAAGCCGAUGCUUCGUCUGGAUCUGACAGUACAUCAUCGUCAUCCGAGGACUCAGAUUCUAGUAAUGAAGACUGAUUCCCAGACUACACUUCAAUUAUGAACUGAUUUUGGAUUUUUUUUUCUUUAAUUAUUAAUUGUAAAUACCCCAGUGUGGAGUGCAUCAAUAACUUACUGACCGAACAUUUCAGUUAUUUGUUUAGAAGUGCAAACUGCUUUCAGAGACUUUUUGCAUGUAAAAUUUCUUAAGAUUCAUAAGUUUCUGAACUCGUAUGUACUAUCAAAUACAUAAAGGUGUAAAAUUACAACGAAAGGCAUUAUAAUUUUGUUGGGGGUUAAUUUUAUGGAAAUUAUGCUCAAUAAGAGUUGUAUAUUUAAUAUAUUUGCAGUGAACACAGAAUCCUUUAUGCAUAUUACUGAUUUAAUUUGAAUAUAGUUUUACAGCCUCCUUGACACCUAUAAUUUACAGAACAAAACUCAGCAAUAAUUUGGGCAGCUAAUGAAUGUCAUGAAAGCUGUAGAAUCUACAUCACCAUCCAUUGCUUUAAUUACAUGAAAAUGCUCUAGUGUUGUGAUGCACUGCUGAUGUUUCCAAUUCAGGUACAAGUAUGUUUUAAAGAAGAAAUAAGUUUCCCAAUCAGCCAAUUUAACUGGCUACCUGUUACCUCAGCUGAGUUAGUUUAGGAAGUUUACAUUCAUUUCUAAUUCUAUACUUGUUUUCAGGGGUUUUUUAAACACAUCCUAUAUAUCAUGUUAAUCUGGCAAGAAAUAUGACUUGCUUUUUGCUGAGCUUAACUCUGAUAUCAGUAAAAUUAAGUCAUAAAAUAAUCCUAUGUCAUGUAACUUUGGCACCCUCUAGACAUACUUAGUUGUAAGUUUUCAAAGUUUGGCCUCCUAUUAGAAAUAAUUAUAUCUCAGAUGAGUGAUGUCUGUUUCCAGGGUUCAGAAAGGGCAAACUCAUGAAAUGCCACUGAAAAGAACUUUCAACACAGCAUACUUCAUGUAAAAAAAAUUGUUUGUUUGCUUUAUUUGUGUAGAUUUCUAUUUGUGUUUUAUGUCAUGGUAAUAUUACAAAAUUAACAGAUACUAGUGGUAAAGUAAUAUGCAAAUAGUCUAAAUUCACCUUGAGUUUCUUCUAGGUGUAAGCAGACUAAAUGUUGCCCAGAAUCAGUGUUGGGUUCUCAGUUUAUAUUAAAUAUACUGAGUUGCCCAUUUUGAAAAUGCACUUUGAAUAAUCUCAAAAAAAUAAAAAUAAAAAAUACGAGUUAUACCUGUAAACCACAAAAUGAAGCCCAAGGCUUCUGAUCAAUUUCUUAGAGCCCUUUACCAUGUAAAAUUUGUCUGAUAUUUGAUUUGUGAUACAAUUUCUCCUGCUAAAGCUGCUAUUAUUCUGACAAGGUAGAGAUCCAGGUUCACCUUCAUAUACAGUUGAAACAAUUAGAACUUAAUUGAGUGUAAAAUACCAUUUAUAUCCUAAGGAGAGAGAAAUGUUAGCAUUCUUCCGGUACUUGAAUAAGUCAGUGAUAAAGUUUGCAAGGGGAUGAAUUUAGGGAACAAAAUACCCCACUUCUCUUCUACAGAAAAAGUAACUUUAAGUAUGUUUUGAUGAUAGAACUUGUUGCUUUGUCAUGAAUUAAGCAAUUAUAUUGGAUUUUCCAAGACAUUUACCAGUAAAUUGUUUCUGUAUGUAAAAUAACUAACCCCUUAUUAGAGAGACAGUGUUAUAUGCAUUUAUAAAACUAUGUAAGUUCUAUUGGGAUGGUAUUGAUUUUUGUAUUUUCCCCAAAUAGUACUUUGAUAAUAGUCCUUUAUGCAGUCUUAGCAAUAGUCAAUAUAAUGCCCAUCCAGGAGAAGUGGGUAGUAACUCUUCAUAAUGAAAGUGAAAUAUUACAUACUUAGCAUCUUCCCUUUGCAGUAUUGCACUUUUGUUUGACUAGAAUACAACUAUGACAUAGCCAAAGUUUUUCAAACACAGUGAACUUAGGUUGCCGGUGGAGUAUUUCAACACCAUCCAUGUUUCCCUUUCCUUACUCUACUUCUACCCACAUGAUCUUUAUUCCUUUCUUUCCCCAAUUAAAAAAAAAGGGAAAAAAGCCCUAGAUCUUAUCACUAAAUCUACUUUAUAUCAAAUUUAUGAGAUAAAGUAUUUUCCUAAUUAUGCUCAAGUGAAUUUGGUUAACAUCUUAGUGAUUCUCUUUCUAUGUAAUAAGGCAAUUGCAGUUUUCAAAGUAUUAAGGCUAAUAUUAACUUUAAACAUUUUCUUGGGUUUUAAGACACUUGUAUUUAUUAUUGAUUGGGGGAAAGUUGUCCUAUCAGGUUAAAAAAAAAACCAUGCAAAUAUGGUUGUGUAAAGUUAAGGGUUAUAAGGAAAAAAAUCAGUAGAAUUACAUAAUACUAAAGUUGCAGUGAAAGGAUAUCCAAGUAUGUGUUGGUAGUUACUAAAAGAAUUAUAGCUGUUAUUGCCUUGUAUUUAUAGCCCUUGUUUCAGGUUUCAUGAUUCAAGUCUUAGUCCAAUUUUUCUUUUGGACAUUUGCAAUAUUUACCAGUUGUGUUUUGUGUAGUCUGGAUUUGCUUUCUGUAGUUGGGCAAACGUCUUAAAAAGUCAUUUGUAAUUUAUUAAAUUACUUUCUAUGAUGUUCUAUAGAGCAAAUGGAAGUUUAAUUAUUUUUUAUUAAACAUAUUCUUUGACUACCCAUGA
Molecule: messenger RNA, 11424 nt
Organism: Hipposideros armiger (great roundleaf bat)
Lineage: Eukaryota; Metazoa; Chordata; Mammalia; Chiroptera; Hipposideridae
Gene: CHD9
Product: chromodomain helicase DNA binding protein 9
Exons: 38
Coding region: 267-8804 (2845 amino acids)
Molecular function (GO): ATP binding; protein binding
Source: RefSeq, a predicted model, not a curated record